This is a messenger RNA of Anisakis simplex (herring worm), 2148 nucleotides long. The record is from the annotation of a GenBank genome assembly. NCBI's taxonomy places the organism in Eukaryota, Metazoa, Nematoda, Chromadorea, Rhabditida, Anisakidae.
AUGAAAUCUAAUACACAUACAGGUCGACUAGCCCGAGGCACUUCACUGCAACUGAUAAUUCAUUCUGUACAAGCCAACGAUGAGUCACUGUAUCAAUGCUCGGUGGCUGCAUUCACCCGUGGCGCCUUCUCAAGACCUCUGCUAGGUGAUCCAAUUAGGCUGAUCGUCAAUUCACCACCAAAGAUUCGCCGUAAGAACGUUGAUAGCCAUCAUAACAGCAAUGAGAACAAGAAUGCUAGCGGUAACAUUGAUGCGCCACAUGAAGCAAUCGAAGAAGAGUAUCUACCUGAAGGUGGUACUUUCCAUGUUGAAUGCAUCGCAGAUGGUGCACCAACGCCUAAAGACGAUAAAGUUAUCAGUACCAAUCGAACACUUCAUAUUGAGCAUGUAUCAGUGACCGAUCGAGGUAUUUACGAAUGUGUUGCUGUCAAUUCAGAAGGACGCGAUUCGCUCCGCAAAUGGCUACGCUUUUCACGUGAUGUACAAAUUGAUUAUGCACCCUCCAAUAAGACAGUCGCUGAAAAUUCGAGUGUUUUUUGGCAUUGCAAUGCGAAGGGAUAUCCUAGUGAUAUCACUUACAGUUGGUUUCAUAAUGAUACACCCAUCAAAGCCUCUGCAGUCGGACUAAGAGCCGUAGUUCAGGGUGGUGAUUUGGGAAUACGGACCGUGCAACGCUCAGAUGCCGGAAGAUAUCGUUGUGAUGCGAGUAAUGGACUUACGAAAGCCGUCUCUGCAACAGCUUUUCUUGAUGUUCAAUAUAUACCUCAAGCAAGUUCCACCAAUUCUGAAGUGUAUUUACUUGGAAAAGGUUUGGGUGGAUCAUUACAGUGCGAUUUCGACGCGAAUCCACCGAUAUCGUUCGUUGUUUGGACACAUAAUGGUGCACUGUUACCGAAUGCGGAUGGUACGCGAUUGAAUUUGGACGAAGUGAAAGAUGAGCAUUCAGGCAUAUACGCUUGUCAAGCAUUUAAUUCGAUUGGAUCAAGUCGAGCGUUCGAGAUUCAUGUCGCUAUUGCAGAACCACCACGUUUCUCAUCUUCACCACCACCGGCCAUUUUUGCGAAGCUCAAUUCACUUGUUGAAGUGAACUGUGACGGUUACGGUGAUCCACCGCCUGUUCAAUAUUGGCUUCGCAAUCGGAGUGUGAUGUUAUGGUGGUACUGUAUUCCUUUCAAAUAUUUUCGGAUAUUUCAGAAGAAGAUCGAAUCAUCUAAAAUUCUUUUGCAUUCAGUCAGUCAUAAUGAUUUUGGAGUAUAUGAAUGUUUCUUAUCUAAUCCAGUUGCAACGAUAUCCACACAAAUGUUCCUUUAUGUACAGAACACAUAUCCACAAGCAGUUAGUGAGUUGACAGCAAAUUGUGGCAUGGAUAGUGAACAGGUGGAGGUGCAUUGGAAGGCUGGUUACGAUAGUGGUUCCGAGCAACACUUCAGAUUGUUUUACAGGGAAGAGAACGAAAAAAAUUGGCAUUCAACAAAUUCAACCGACCUGAAUCACACGGUUGUUCACCAUCUAAGUCCCUUUAUACUCCAUCAUUUGCUUGUCGAAUCAAGCAAUAUCUUUGGUGCUAUUAAUUCAUCUGCAAUCACUCAAACCGUGUGUUCUCGACUGAAUCCACCAAGGAAUCUACGAUUGAACUCGGCCAAUUCUUUGGAAUGGGACAUGGUUGAUGGCGCAAUGGCAUAUCGAGUUCAGUAUCGCAAUUCAGACGAUGAAAUGUUCUCAGAAUUGUUAGAUACGAAAGAAACGUCCGUAUCGUUACACGAUUACGUUGCAUCAACAUCAUCAUCAAGAAUUUCGUCACCUUCUUCGAAUGCACCAACCUCUAAAAGUUCUUCAUCUUGGAUCGAUGUUCGUGUGAGUUCAUUGAGACCACCGAAUAUCACUUCGAUACCCUCCAACCCGUUCAGAUUUCACGUCACAAAAGCGAACACCGGAUUAACGUUGUUGAUAGGUAUUUUUGGGACGAUUUUAAUGGUUUUGUUGCUGUUGGUAUUGUUAUGGGCAGUUCGACGGCGCUUUGCGAAGCAUCGAAAUGCUCGAUUGAAACGUAUUAAUGAACGUUACGGAUUUCAGUCAGAAAAGCAUGUGGCCGCGAAGCAAGGAAAAACAUUAGCUAGGCGGUCAAUGAAAGCUGAACGUAAAUCAUAA